UAUUUUUCAAAUUCAACAUCGACAUGCAUAUUUUGGCAUCACGACAUCGAUUUUCAACUGGAUGCAACAAUAAAAGGCACAACUAAUCAGUUUGUUAAUAUUGGGUUAGAUACUCUAUCGGUUGAUAUUGAAAAAGAUAUCUAUAACUAUAGUGCCAAAGAGGAAAAAUUUUAUAAAAAUAAUUUGGCAUUUGAUUUAUUGAUAAAAAAAUUAACUGUUGCUGUGGAACAUACACACUGUGAGACCUUUUUAGUUUCUCAGGACCACAUACCGAUUUUUGCGAAAGCCUUCCUUAAAGCAAGCGUAUACUCUCUAUGGCGUUCUCAACAAGUUAGAUUCUUAUUCAUCUACUUUAACGGCAAUAACUCCGAGGAUUUCUUCAAUGGGCAGUUAUUUAAAGAUCAAGCAAACAUCCUGAUUAUUGAAGCUGAAAACAAAAACUCUAGUCAAUUCACCUUAAAAACAAAUAAAUUUGUGGGAUCGAUGUGGUCAAAACCAGAGAAAUUGUAUGAAGUUGCGCAUAUCGAUGUUCUAAGUGAGCCCAUGGAAAAUUUACCAAGGUUAUAUAUAGAUAAACUACAAGAUUUACAAGGUCGUGAAGUAGUAGUUGGAGCAUUCGAUUAUAGACCAAUGGUAGUCAUUGACUAUAAUAUUUGGCCCCAAAUGAAUGAUCGUGCUUUGGAUAACAAACGUGGAAGUGUACAUAUAAAUGGAGCUGAAGUUCGUGUACUCUUAACUCUGUGCGAAUUAUACAACUGUACUGUGGAAGUUGAUACGUCUGAAACAGAAGAAUGGGGUUUCAUAUAUGCAAAUUCUACUGGUGAUGGACUAUUGGGUUUAAUAAUUGAUGGAAAAACUCAUACAGCUUUCGGUGGAAUGUAUUCAUGGGAUACAGUCUAUACUUACUUGGAUAUUACUACUUUCUUGGGGCGUUCUGGUAUAACAUGCAUGGUACCUGCACCUAAGAGAAUAAUAAGUUGGUCACUGCCAUUGAAACCUUUUCAGUUUUCAUUAUGGCUGGGCGUUUUGGGCUAUUUGUUUAUAGAAACUAUUGCUUUAUUUGCAACCACUACCAUAGAACAAACUAUAGUGUAUAAUAAGCAGUGUUGGAAAAGUAACUUUUACUUUGGCUUGGUAACAACACUAAAACUUUUCAUAUCACAAAGUUCUCAGAAAUUUGUUACGUCAACUACUGUAAGGGCUCUACUUUUUUCUAUGUAUGCAGUUGAUAUAAUUAUUACAAGUAUUUAUGGUAGCGGAUUAGCUUCGAUACUAACACUUGUGACUCUUGAUGAAGCCGCAGACUCUUUACAACGUCUUUAUAAAUACCAGUUACCUUGGACAGGUUCAUCAGAUGCCUGGGUGACAGCUAUACGUGCUGUGAAAGAUGAUCCCAUUAUUAUGGGUGUUCUAGCGAAUUUUCAUGUUUAUAGUAUCGAUGAAAUGCGUUCUAAAUCAAAAAUUGAAAAUAUGGGUUUUGUAUUGGAACGCAUGGAAUUUGGACAUUUUGGUAAUAGUGAAUUUCUAACUACAGAAGCUUUAAGUCGCUUAAAAUUGAUGAUCGAUGAUAUAUAUUUUCAAUUUACGGUAGCUUAUGUACCACGUCUAUGGCCACUUCUACCAAAAUUUAAUGAUCUAAUAUUGACAUGGCAUUCAACGGGAUUUGAUAAGUAUUGGGAGUGGAAGAUAACUGCUGAUUAUCUUGAUAUCAAACAGCAAAAUCAAAUGAAAGCUUCAAUGUUUUAUAAUUUUGAUAUUGGACCCGUUAAACUGGGUAUUGAUAAUUUCUCUGGUCUUAUAUUAAUUUGGUUUGUUGGUAUGUCGCUAAGUAUUCUGACAUUUAUACUGGAAUUGUGCUUAUAUAAAAAGUAAGAACUUUAUGG
Teleopsis dalmanni is the source of this 1883-nucleotide messenger RNA. RefSeq lists its product as uncharacterized. Lineage: Eukaryota; Metazoa; Arthropoda; Insecta; Diptera; Diopsidae. The record is from RefSeq and is a predicted model, not a curated record. The annotation marks the transcript as partial. The transcript is spliced from 9 exons.